AUGGCGUCCAUCUGCCGUCUCGCUCGAACACUCCGGUCGUGCCGUACGAUCUCAUCCGCCAAAAUUAUAAACCCUCGUCCUCCGUCCUCCGCGUCUCGUUUCGCAUCAGUCUUCAAUCGGAGUUUUAAGCACCAUGAAGCGUAUGGAUCCGAAGGUCUGAUACCAGAUAGAGUGCGUCAACUUUCUUUUCACGCGGUAUUAGCUGGAUUCCUCGGAUUUGGGCUGUUAGAUGUAGCCUUAGCUGAUAGUAAUGAGCCAACUGCUAAAUUUCCACCUCCGCUUGAAUCCACUGCUACUCCACCAAUGAAGUCUCCUCCUGUCUCAAGUCAUCAUGACCUGGAAGAAAUCGCGAGGAAGGAUAAAGCUCGACUAGAAGAGUUUCUUAAGAAUAAAGGAGCCCGAUUUGGUUCAUAUCCUCGAUUUACAGUUUCUGUAAAGGGACAAAAGGUGACAAUCAAGUUUGUAGUUCCUCCAUCUUGUGAAAUCCCACUAUUAAUUACAAAUCUUGUCUCACGCCUCGGAGUCAAGGCUGAAGACAAUGGUGUUGGAUCAGACAUGGCACUGCGUGCUUGGGACAGUGGGGUUGCCUGGCAACUAACACUCAGUUGUCCAAAAGCACCAAAAAGUACCAGUGGAGAUCGAGAUCAAACAAAUGAUAAAACCGAAAAUGAUGAGUUAUGCAUUCUCAUGUUUCGUCCGCUCAUUAGUUCCGAGAAAGCUGAAAUUGAAUUCAUGAAGCCGGGGAGUUUUACUUCGGAGGAGCUUGAUGCUUUGGCAUCCAUAUUAAUGUUAGCAGGACAGCCAAAAGGCUUGGAAUUAAGACCAAAGGGUGAUGCUGCAAAGGUACCAGCAAAGGACAAAACAAUUGCUAGUCUAGAGGGGAUGGGUGUCAAGAUUUAUGGCCUUCAACAAUUAGAUGCAGAACAGCCAAAAGCUGAUAUCACCUGGGAAAAUAUUGCUGGCUAUGAUGAGCAGAAACGACCACGUGCCGUGCUUUUUGAAGGCCCACCAGGUACAGGUAAAACAUCUUGUGCUCGAGUAAUUGCUAAUCAAACGGGGGUCCCCAUGUUAUAUGUCCCUUUGGAGGUUAUCAUGUCUAAGUACUACGGUGAAAGCGAGCGUUUGUUGGGGAAAGUUUUCUCACUUGCCAAUGAAAUCGCUGAUGGCGCAAUUGUUUUCCUAGAUGAGGUUGAUUCUGUUGCUACAGCUCGUGAUAGUGAAACGCAUGAAGCCACACGUAGGCUCUUAUCGGUUUUGUUGCGACAGAUUGAUGGAUUCGAGCAGGAGAAGAAAGUAGUGGUUAUUGCUGCUACCAAUAGGAAGCAGGACCUCGAUCCAGCUUUGCUUAGCCGGUUUGAUUCGAUGAUCACUUUUGACCUACCUGACCAUCAGACUCGAGCAGCAAUAGUGGCUCAGUAUGCAAAGCACCUGAAAAAAUCCGAAACGAUCGAACUUGCCUCUGUUACUGAAGGAAUGUCGGGUCGUGAUAUAAGGGAUGUGUGCCAGCAAGCAGAAAGACACUGGGCUUCAAAGAUCAUUCGAGGACAAGCAGAGAAAAACGAAGAACAGAACUCGCUCCCUCCUCUGCGCGAAUACACCGAAAGUGCUUUGAAAAGACGAGCAGCUAUGCUCGGUGCUGCAAAUCAGAUGCGGAACGCUAACCCUCUUUCGAGGAAGUCCCAGCUUGAUUUUCUAUGA
Molecule: messenger RNA, 1698 nt
Organism: Striga hermonthica
Lineage: Eukaryota; Viridiplantae; Streptophyta; Magnoliopsida; Lamiales; Orobanchaceae
Source: the annotation of a GenBank genome assembly